CACACCCCACUGCAUUAACUCCAUUGACACCCACCUUCCACCAAUCCCCUCCGCCAUUGUUGCAGUGCCAAGAAAACCUCAAUAAUUGCAUUUCUUCGCUCACUCCGAACCUCCAAUUCCACUCCCCAAUGGGCUGCUCCGCUUCUCGCCCAGCCAAUUUUAUCCCCAAUUCCCAAAACCCUAACCCUAACCCUAAUCCCACCCCCAAUUCGUCUUCCUCAUUCCCCAAUUCCCAAUUGCAGUCGCCGUUCCGAUCAUUCUCCGAUCCUUCCUCGACGCCGGCUUCUAGAACCCUCUCCUUACCCACCCCCCUAGUGCACCACCCCCCCCUGCGGAAAGGCGAUUCCAACCACUUCGUCUCCCUCACUUCCACCACCUACGGCUCCCUGCCCGCGGAGGAGCCGCCGGCAGCUCUCGCCUCUGCUAAACCGUACGAUCCCCUUAAUCCGACGGCUCAGAUUAAGCCGCCGCCGCCGGACUCCGCCCCUUCCGACGAUCCUUUAUCCCCUGAUUCAGUUAUCAACACAUGGGAGCUCAUGGAAGGCCUUGAUGAUGAUGGCAAUGGCGUUGAGGAUCUGUUCAGUUUUGAUUAUGGCGUUGAAUCAUCGAAAAAGUUCGACGAUUAUCCGGUUUCGAAUUCGAAUUCGAAGCCGUUAUGGCGGCAUUUGUCGGAAGAAUCAUUGCUCGCGAAAAUGGAUCGAAACGUGGUUUCAAGCUAUCGAAAAGCAUUGUUGUCGAGGCGGCCUCGAGAGAGGCUUAAAGACUUGUUGACGCCGCAGUCGCCGGAGUCGGAUAUCGUCGAGUCCGGCGGCGGCAGCGAGGAUAGAAUUAUUGUGUAUUAUACGAGCUUGAGAGGCAUUCGAAAGACGUAUGAGGAUUGUUGCAUGGCGCGGUCGAUAAUUAGGGGUUUUCUAGUGCGCGUCGACGAGAGGGACAUUUCGAUGGAUCGAUCGUAUAGGACGGAAUUAGAGGAGGCUUUGAAGGGUAGAGAGGCGAUCUUGCCGCAAGUGUUUAUUCGGGGGAAGCGUAUCGGAGGGGCGGAGGAGAUUAAGCGACUAAACGAGACGGGGGAGUUGGCGAAAUUGUUGGAAGGGUUUCCGAUUACGGAUUCGGGUCGAAUUUGCACGGUUUGCGGGGAUGCGAGGUUUGUCCCGUGCAAGAAUUGUAGCGGGAGUAGGAAGGUUUACGACGACGGGAAUGGGGAGUUGAGGCGAUGUCCGGAGUGUAAUGAAAAUGGAUUGAUUCGAUGCUCGGGUUGUUGCCAUUAAGUCAGUAUAUCGAUGUCUGCAUGUGUUGUGUAGAUUAUUAUCAUGUAUUAUUAAUUAGGGUCGGGUUUGUAGAAAAAUGAUUAACUUGGUGGCAAGAAUUGUCGUGGAGGAACUUAGCGCAAUGCGCAACGAGAAUGGAUUGAUUCGAUGCUCGGGUUGUUGCCCUUGAGUCAGUUAUAUUGAUGGUUGCACGUGCUAUGUGGACUAUUGUCAUGUAUUAUUUUUUGGGCUCUGGUUUGUCGAAAAAAUGAUUAUUCUUGCUAGCAAGAAUCGCCGUGAAGGAAAUUAGCGCGAUGCGCUUUUUGUGUUA
Molecule: messenger RNA, 1578 nt
Organism: Andrographis paniculata
Lineage: Eukaryota; Viridiplantae; Streptophyta; Magnoliopsida; Lamiales; Acanthaceae
Exons: 1
Coding region: 129-1268 (379 amino acids)
Source: RefSeq, a predicted model, not a curated record